Messenger RNA from Phytophthora sojae, 699 nucleotides. RefSeq lists its product as hypothetical. Lineage: Eukaryota; Oomycota; Peronosporomycetes; Peronosporales; Peronosporaceae. The record is from RefSeq and is a predicted model, not a curated record. The coding region runs from base 1 to 699 and encodes 232 amino acids. The transcript is spliced from 3 exons.
AUGUCUGCAGCGAACGUCAACGACGCCCCCACUGCUGAGCGCGCGACGUGGGACAAAUUUACCGAAUUUGAUCUCCUUGACAAGUACCUGACGGCUAGGAAUGACCCCAAGAAUGCAACGGAGAAGGGGCUCACGAAGUCAGCAUGGAGCGAGCUGAUAAAGGCGCUGAACGAAAAGAAAAACCGCCAGCUUUCUAAACUUAUCGACGAAGCUGACCCGAAGCAAAAAGGUCAAAUUAGAUCCAUCCGUGAGAGAGAAUUCGAGCACAGCACUGUGUGCAGUUUGAUUGCAGGUGACACGCGUGCCACUGGGGAUGAAGCGCGCACCAUUGAAGCCACGCUUGCAGAGAUUGCGGCUGAUAAGGAGGGAAACGGUGACUCGUUCAACCAUUCACCUACCAGCACGGAGACCAACGAUGGCCCUGACCGUUUGGACGAACAACCGCCUCGCAAUCCAAAGGACCCCGCUAAGCGUGGCACUACAAAGAAAGCUCCAGAGGUUGCCAGCCACCAGCAGCGCAUUGAUAAACUCAAGCGCAUCCGUGAUAGAGCCUCAAAUGCUAAGCGCGAAACAAAGAAGGCUAAGAAGGAGGCUGCUGCGAGCGCUCAAGAGCAAGCAAUGCUAUCGUUUUUCGCGAUACUUCGAGUUCAAGCUAGAAGAAGCGAAAGAGGCGACGAAACAAGCGCAAAAGGCUGCUAA